Messenger RNA from Symbiodinium necroappetens, 3072 nucleotides. Lineage: Eukaryota; Dinophyceae; Suessiales; Symbiodiniaceae. The record is from the annotation of a GenBank genome assembly.
AUGGAACAGGAAGGUCAGCACUAUCAACAACAUGCAAAAGCCAACGAAAAAGUACGUGAUCUGAUGCCAGCACGCCUGCAACUGAAACUGGAUGAGAAGCUCGCGGAGAUCAGAGACGAAUACAAAUCGUUUAGUGAGCAAAAAGACCUAGCCUGGAACCUGGCCUACGCGGAGGGUUUUGAAGCCUACACUGCAGCUGGUGCUCGUGCACAGAUGUCUGAGCGGGUAUUUGAUUAUAUGAAAGACCCGAUCAGGGAUCUGAUGCUAUGGCAUAUCAUGGAAGAAAUGGAACACCGCACAGUGGCAUUCGACGUUUUUGAAGCCCUCUGCGGCAAGUACUGGUAUCGCUUACGUGUUGGUUUGUGGGCACAAAAACACUUCACCAGUCUGGGUGCAGAACUUACCCAACUGAUGAUCGAAGCGUUCCCAGAUUUGAUUGCACAACACCAAAACAGCAAAGCGAGGCAUAUUCGCGAACAAAACUUCAAGCGCUAUCGCAAAGAAGACACUAUGCAGACUGAUACAUCGCAAACUAAAUCUAGCGCUUUACCGAUUGUGCCGCUCACCGGCGCCGCAGAAGCACUACACAUCGGUAACGACGACACACCCUUUGUCGACAUUGGCGAUGGCACACUAAUCCAGUUGCUGCUCGCUGACCUGACCCAGAACAUCUGGGCAACACGCAAUCGCAUGCAGCCAGGCACAAGCGUGAUUACCCACUACCACACCGGACCCGUUUACGCUUUUACUCUGCAGGGACAGUGGUACUACAAAGAAUAUCCCGAGACAGUUAACGGUCCAGGCUCAUUUCUAAUGGAGCCAUCCGGCUCAGUGCACACCUUGACCAUUCCCGAAGAUCAAACAGAAGAAACCAUUGUCUGGUUCCUGAUGCACGGCACGAAUAUCAACAUUGAUGCUGAGGGAAAUGUUGUCUCUAUUGCUGAUGCGCACAACGUGUUAAAAGGCUAUCGCCUGCUCUGCGAGCAACAGAAAGUGAGUCAUCACAACGUUAUUGACUAUCUGAAUCAAGCGCUGCAGGCUGGUGCGGACAAAACAGCUUUGGAUCGCGGGAUCGUUCUGGGACACGAAUUUGUCGGAAAAAUUGUCGCCUUUGGUGAGGGUCCUCGAGGUGAUCUGCGCAUCGGCCAGCGGGUGUGUUCAACUCCUUUUCUGCCCAACAGACUGGCAGAUAUUCCUAUGGGCGCUACUCCUUGGCUUGACGGAGCAUACGCCGAAUAUUUUUUGUUAGACGAAUCCCUGCUGAUCCCGAUUCCUGAUCACAUCGACACCCAAACUGCGGCUCUGGUUGAGCCUCUGGCUAUUGGCCUUCACGCCGUCAACCGAGCAGACCUGGUAGUCGACCCGGACUGCAUUGUUAUUGGUUGUGGUCCGAUUGGACUUGCCGUCAUCACAUCACUUGCAGCUAGAGGCAUCACAAACAUCAUCGCUGCUGAUUUUUCUGCUCGUCGACGCGAUCUGGCUUCAACCUUAGGCGCUUCCGCCACCACGGAUCCAAACAAAAUGUCUGUAUUUGAUGCCUUGCCAGGGGACCUCAGGAGACCUGUAACGGUGUUCGAGUGUUCCGGUGCAAAUAGUAUGAUUCGAUUCUGUACGGACAGUGCGCCACCAAAAUCAGAAAUCAUCAUGGCCGGUAUCAGUCAUGGUGAAGAGACGUUUGUACCCGCAACCGCAAUCAGCAAAGAACUCUCCCUACAUUUUGUCAGUUUUUAUACCACCGAGGAGUUCCAAAACGCACUUGAUCUACUGGGCAGCGGGAAAGUGGAUUCGAACAAAUGGAUCACCGGCAAAGUUGGCCUCGAUGAAGUGGCGGAAGCGUUUACUGCACUGACAACGAUGGAACACCACACCAAAAUUCUGGUGGCGGUAAAUUGCUUCUCGCUAAAGCAGGUCUUCCGCAACGAGGUGCGCGAGUUUCUGCGUACCCAUGAAGACCAGGCACCACACAAUGCCGGCAUGCGCAGCCCGGAAAUGCUGGCCUGGCAGAAGCUGUUGAUUGAACACGGCUACGCCGCACGCACAAUACCCAAAGAAUAUGGCGGUUUCGGCGGCACACCGAACAUCAUCCAGAGCCGCAUCAUCGGCGAAGAGUUUUCUGAAGCACGGGCAAAUGCCGGCCUCGGCGGACAGGGCAUCUCCAUGCUGGUACCCACGCUGCUGGAGAUGGGCACCCAGGAACAGAAAGAACAAUUUAUCAAACCCACCAUUCACGGCGAAAUGGUCUGGUGUCAGGGGUAUUCCGAACCUGGCGCAGGCUCAGACCUUGCGUCCCUGACCACCAGCGCCACCCUUGAUGGUGACGAAUGGGUCGUUAACGGUCAGAAAAUCUGGACCAGCACGGCACAGCUGGCAGAUUGGAUUUUCUGCCUGGUCAGAACCGAACCCGACGCCCCCAAACACAAAGGCAUUUCAUUCCUGCUGUUCAAAAUGGAUACCCCGGGCAUAGAAAUUCGACCAUUGGUUGAUAUGACCGGUGCAGCAAACUUCAACGAGGUAUUUUUCACAGACGUGCGUGUGCCCAAACACCAGAUUGUAGGUGAACGCGGCGAAGGCUGGAUGGUCGCCAAUGCCAUUCUCGGCCACGAAAGAGACUCACUGGGUAACCCAAACGUUACUCUGACGCGGUUAAACGCGCUGAUUGAACUGAUGAAAACGGAAACCCUCAAUGGCGAGCGCUUGAUCGACAACCCGGUUUAUCGUGACCGAUUGAUGCAGUUACAGGGCCGCGUCAUGGCCAUGCGGUUUAACGACUUGAGAGUAUUGUCCUCCCGGCUUAACAAGGGGCAGGACGCAAGCCUUGCACGCAUGAUUGUGAAACUGCAGGGCACCGAACUGCGGCACGAUCUGGAAGGCAUGGCCAUCGACAUCAUGGGUGAAAUCGGCCUGUCUUAUGAAGACAACCCUUAUACCCGUGCCGGAGGCAGCUGGCAGAACCAGUACAUGUACUUUCUCGGCCUGAUCAUUGGCGGCGGUACCUCGCAGAUACAGAAAAACAUCAUCAGUGAGCGAGGUCUCGAUAUGCCUCGCGAACCGAAAAUCGAAAAGACCAAGUAG